Paramecium sonneborni is the source of this 1506-nucleotide messenger RNA. Lineage: Eukaryota; Ciliophora; Oligohymenophorea; Peniculida; Parameciidae. The record is from the annotation of a GenBank genome assembly.
AAAUGUCUUAAGAACCACGAGCAUAAACAGUUGGAGCUUUUGAUAAUAAAGUUAGUUCAAUUGUACCAUUGUCUUAAUUAAGAAGAAUUCAAUAAAACUGUUUUGGAACAUAGGAGAAUUUUGGAUUAAUCUAAAAGAUGGAACUGUAAAUAUUUGAUUUAGUGAUAAAGACAUGCAAAAUCAUAGGAAAGAGUAAAGAGAUGGCCAAAUACAAUAAAUGCAUUAAGAAAGAAGAAAGACUAAACAAGAUUUGAGAGAUUCAAAGCAGACGAAGAAGAAAGAAGAAGAUAAGGGGAAGAAGAAGCAGAAUAUUAAGCAUAAGUUAAAUAGGAAAUAUUGGAGAAAGCUAAUCGUUAAAUAUAUGAGGCAAAUCCAAGAGUAAGAUAAUUUUAAAGCAAAUUAUUAAUUACUGAUGUGAUGUAAGAGAGAGAUGCAUAAGUUGAAUUAAAUUAAUAUAAGAGAACUAUCUUAGAGUAAAUUUAUUAUAUCAAUCUUAUUUUAGUAUGAAGGAAUAAGCUCAUCAUGAAGAUGUAUUAGAGAAUGUGGCAAGAUUAUAAUAGAUAGAAGAUAUGAAAUUAGAAGAAAUGAAAAGAAAGAAAAUGGAAUAACGAAAAAUAUUGAAAUAAUAACAUGAUGAAAUGGUUAAUAAUCAUAUUAAAUUAAUAUAAAAUGAUAGAAUUGAAGGAUAAUUAAAUAAAGCUAAAGCUGAAUAAAUGAUAAAAGAUGAAGAAGAAGCUGAAAAUCAAAGAAAAAGAAAAAGAUUAGCAAAUAUUGAAGAAGUUAAAAGAGGUAAUGAAGAUCUCAAAGAAUAAAAAAAUCUUUAAAAAAUCAAAGAAUUAGAAGAUGAUGAAAAAAUUAGACUUUAUGCUGAAAAAAAAGAAAAAAUUAUGGAAAUGAGAAAAAAAAGAGAAGAACUCAAAUUUAAAGAAAAGUAAGAAUAAAGAUAAAAAUUGAUUGAUACUUAAAUAGCUAAAUUAGAAUCUAUUGAACAUGAGAAUUAGAGAAUUCUGAAUAAAUAAAUUUAAGAAGCAGAAAUUAAAGCAGAAGAAGUUGAAAGAAUUAAAAGAGAAAAAUAAAUACAAUUGAAAAAGAGAAUAGAUGAAAGUAGGAAAAUUACUGCAGAAUUUAAAAUUAAAGAUACAGAAUAAAGAGUAAAGAAUGAUAAAGAAUAUUAAGAAUAUUGGAAAUAAAGAGCUGAAGAAUUAAAAAAGAUGGAAGAUGAUGAAAAUGAUUAAAUUAGAUAAAGAAGAGUUUAACUUAAAAAUUUCUAACUUACACAAAUUGAAGAAAAAUAGGUAUUAUUAUAAUAUAUAAAUUUUCAAUAGAAAUUAAGAGAAUAACAAAUUUUAUAAGAUUUGGAUGAAGCUGAAGAAAUACUCAGAAAAAAAGAAUGUUCUACAAGAACAUUCACAUCUUGGGCAUAGAGAGCAGUUGAAGAAUGGUAAAGUAAUGGAAAAAAUGUAUAUCCUAUGCUUAAAGAACUUACAGCCUAAUAAUAAUGAUGAC